UCAGUUUACUUUUAUUUUACUUAUUUUUCAUCACCCUUCUGUUUUCUAGUAGAAGGGGACUCUAGUAGUUCAGAGUUCGGGGUAAGCUGUGACACUAAGUGAUUUUAGUCCCCUCCUAAAUGCAGUGGAGAGGGAUCGAACCGUAAUACUCCCUACUAAGUACAGCGUCAAUCACCACCGAACCAUUUAACAUUUGAUUUUAUUUUUCUUUUAUUUCAUUUUUACUAUUUUAUUACUAUUACUAUUAUUAGCACGCGUCCUUUAUUUUUCUCUUUCCUAAAUAUCAUGUAAAUAUAACCCCCACUCUUUCAUUUUCCAUUUUCACUCACACAACUCUUGUGUUUUUAUUUUCAGUUAUUUCUUAUAACAAUAAAAAUUUCGGAGAAUUUGAAAAAAAAUAAAAAAUUCAUUUGAGAAAUUUUGAGUUUAUCAGUUUGUUAUGGCUGCCGCCGGCGAGAUUUUCCGGUCGAAUUUGACUGAAUUGUUGGAGGAAUCACAUUCAGGUGAUAAUGAAUUACACGUGCUUGCUGUUGAUGAUAGUCUUGUUGAUCGUAAAGUCAUUGAACGUUUGUUGAAGAUUUCUUCAUGCAAAGUUACGGUUGUGGAGAGUGCAAGAAGAGCUCUUCAGUUUUUGGGAUUGGAUGGAGAUGGAGAGAAUAGUGAUAUUGGAUUUGAUGGUGUGAAGGUUAAUUUGAUAAUGACCGAUUAUUCGAUGCCUGGGAUGACAGGAUAUGAACUAUUGAAGAAAAUCAAGGAGUCUUCUGUUUUUAGGGAGAUUCCAGUGGUGAUCAUGUCGUCGGAGAAUGUUUUGACUCGAAUUGAUAGGUGCCUCGAGGAAGGAGCUGAGGAUUUUCUAUUGAAGCCAGUCAAGUUGUCAGAUGUAAGGCGCUUGAAAGAAUUUAUCAUGAGAGGCGAAGUGAAGGAUGGUGAGAAAAAUUCUCUCAAACGAAGGCGAUCAUCAGAUGAUUGCAGUCCAUCUCUAUCAACGACAUUCUCACCAAUGCGUCAUUUGUGCGAUCCACCAUCAUCAUUGUUCUCACCACUCUCACCAUCUACAUUAUCCUCUAAGAAAUCUAGACUGUGAUAAGAGAUUGAUUAGUCUCCCAUAUGUCUCCAUUUUUGCAAUACUAAUGUCCAUAUUUUGAAUUUGUUAACCAGUUUAUACAGUUUGUACUCAGGAUUUUGAAUGACAAAGGGCAAUAUAUACCAGAAUCACUAUUUUUUGGUCUC
This is a messenger RNA of Trifolium pratense (red clover), 1230 nucleotides long. Its product is annotated as two-component response regulator ARR5-like. The record is from RefSeq and is a predicted model, not a curated record. Gene Ontology annotation, biological process: cytokinin-activated signaling pathway; phosphorelay signal transduction system. Lineage: Eukaryota; Viridiplantae; Streptophyta; Magnoliopsida; Fabales; Fabaceae. The transcript has 5 exons. Bases 440 to 1084 code for a protein of 214 amino acids.